GAAGUCGGAACCCACUACCUCUUGGGGAAGUGAAGGAACCACAAUAAUUGGCUAAUUGCCAUUGCACCAUAUAACAGAUUUGGGUUUUAGUUAUCAAAAUUUUUAAUAUAGACCUACUCUUUGAGCAAAGAUAUUUUUGGGGAAGUAUUUGUAGUAUUUCCCAAACAACAUUAUCCAACACAAAAAUCUCAAGGAAAAGACCAACACCUAAACCCUCUUCGUCUCAAAAUGAAUACUCAUUCAAACAAACUGUAAUUGAAUCAAAAUUCAUGAGAGCGGUAUUUGAAUUCGACUUCUGACUAUAUGUUCGAUAAUUGCGCUUAAAUUGUGUCGUUUUGGCUGUAGAGAAUGGUGAUUCCGACCACUUUCAGCCGCCCAAUUAGCUCUUUCAAUGCCAUCACUUCGCCCUCUUUCUGUUUCUUGAGGCCUAACUUCGCUUCUCAAAACAAUGCGGCCAACUCUUACAGUUAUCAGCGUCUGGUUAUUAGUUGUUGUGCUGCUGAAGAGGAUUCCCUGAAUUUGAGGCAACCACAGAUUUCAUCUAUGCCUAUGCCUCCUUAUAGUGUGGCAAUGAAUGGUAGUAGCAAACAGAAAACCACAUAUAGAUGGCGUCGGGUGUUGCUGAAAGUAAGCGGGGAGGCACUUGCUGGUGAUCGAACACAAAAUAUCGACCCAAAGAUAACAAUGUCGAUUGCAAGGGAGGUUGCAUCUGUUACUCGGCUUGGUAUUGAGGUUGCAAUUGUUGUUGGCGGUGGAAAUAUCUUUCGUGGGGCGUCUUGGACAGGGAGCAGUGGCCUUGAUCGCUCUUCUGCUGAUUACAUCGGGAUGUUAGCAACGGUCAUGAAUGCAAUUUUCUUGCAAGCUACAAUGGAGAGCAUCGGCAUCCCAACAAGAGUCCAGACAGCUUUUCGCAUGUCAGAAGUUGCUGAGCCAUACAUACGAAGACGAGCUGUCAGGCAUUUAGAGAAAGGAAGAGUUGUAAUUUUUGCAGCCGGAACUGGGAAUCCCUUCUUCACAACGGAUACUGCUGCAGCCCUUCGCAGUGCAGAGAUUAAUGCUGAGGUGGUGCUUAAAGCUACAAAUGUUGAUGGAGUUUACGAUGAUGACCCUAGGUUCAAUCCGAAUGCCCGUCUUCUUGAAACUCUAACUUACCAAGAUGUAACUUCAAAGGAACUGUCUGUCAUGGAUAUGACUGCAAUUACUUUGUGUCAAGAGAACAACAUUCCAGUUGUUGUGUUUAAUCUCAAUAAACCGGGUAACAUAUCAAGAGCCAUAAGAGGUGAGAAUGUUGGCACGCUGAUCGGAGGAGCUGAGAGAUCAUCAGUGACAACGUCUUGAAGAAAAUUGUCAGCUUUCGUCGUUUUGAUGGUAUUUGCUUUAGCUUAAACUUUAGAACACAAAUAUACGUACUGGCCUUUCUCCUGUUGAAUUGAACUUGAGGAGGUCGGAACUUGAGGGUCCUAUCUUUUUCAUGGAUGGUUAUUCCAAUUUAAUAUUGCCACUGUAAAUAACAUGACAUUCAAGAUUUUGGUCUGAAUCUUCGUAAUAUAAUUUAGUUAUUGCUCUCU
Messenger RNA from Salvia miltiorrhiza (redroot sage), 1568 nucleotides. Its product is annotated as uridylate kinase PUMPKIN, chloroplastic. The coding region runs from base 349 to 1338 and encodes 329 amino acids. NCBI's taxonomy places the organism in Eukaryota, Viridiplantae, Streptophyta, Magnoliopsida, Lamiales, Lamiaceae. Gene Ontology annotation, cellular component: cytoplasm. Gene Ontology annotation, biological process: UDP biosynthetic process. The record is from RefSeq and is a predicted model, not a curated record. The transcript is spliced from 7 exons. Gene Ontology annotation, molecular function: UMP kinase activity.